GCUGCUGGACGCGGGGUGGCCUGGCCGGGCGCGCUGGUGCUGAAAUGACCCGCGGGGGCUGCCUGCGGCUGCUGCUCUUCGCCCUACUCGGCAGCCUGCGCUGGCCCGACGGCUUCGCCGCCGCCAAGAGUUGUGUCUGCAAAGGUAAAAGCCAUUGCUACUGUGAUGGAAUGAAAGGUAAUAAGGGUGAAAAAGGAUUUUCUGGUGCUCAAGGUGUACCUGGCCAGACAGGUUUCUGUGGCCCUGAGGGACCUCCAGGACCACAGGGACCCACGGGUUUUCCAGGGCAGAUAGGUUUAGUCGGACCCAAAGGUGAAAGGGGAAUGCUAGGAUUACCUGGUUUUUCAGGUCUCCCAGGUCUUCCAGGUGAACCAGGAAACAUUGGUCCUCCUGGAGGUCCAGGAAUUCUAGGAUGCAGUGGCCCAAAGGGUGAACAAGGAUUUCCAGGGCCUCCAGGGCCAGGAGGUGCUCCAGGCAAACCAGGUAUUGAUGGCCUCAAAGGAGAUAAGGGGUGCCCUGCAAGUGGAUAUGACCCAGGAUAUGAUGGGAGAGGUGACCCUGGAUUACCAGGAAUACCUGGACGCCAGGGUGAACCAGGUCCUCGAGGACUCCAAGGGCUAGUUGGACCACAAGGCCCUCCGGGAUCUUCAGGUGUUUCAGGGAGAAUGGGACUUCCAGGACGUAAGGGUGUCAUGGGGAUUAAGAUCAUAGGAACCAAAGGAAUACAGGGUGAUCCUGGAUCAGCAGGACCCCCUGGGCUCCCAGGAACAGUUAUUGUGACAUUAAGUGGACCAGAUAAUAUGAAGGGCUUGAAAGGAGAUAAAGGAGAGAAAGGAUCAAGGGGUCUCCCGGGACCAGUUGGGUCAUUGGGUUUUCCUGGAGAUUUUCAAAGUGAAAAAGGUGACCCAGGAGAGCCUGGCCCACAGGGUAAACCUGGAAAAGAUGGUACCCCCGGUCCACAUGGCUUUCUGGGAGAGAAGGGUGAACGCGGCUACCCAGGAUCACCUGGCGUAGCAGGCACUAAGGGGAGGAAAGGAGACAUUGGCCCACCAGGAUUUCCUGGUCCCACAAAGUAUUAUGAUGAGGUGGCUGGUGAAAAAGGAGAUGAAGGAUAUCCAGGACCCCCAGGACUUAAAGGUCAACCUGGCAUACCUGGGCCAAGAGGUCCCCUAGGUGUGACAGGAAGACCAGGUGUAUCGAGACCUGGCAUAAAUGGUCCACAAGGAUAUCCAGGACUGAAAGGAAAUAAGGGAGAGAAAGGACAGCCUGGCAUGAAUGCUGUGGGAUCUCCAGGACUUCAUGGGUUUCCAGGCAGACCUGGUUCUGUAGGAUCACCAGGUCCUGCAGGACAGCCAGGUAAAGUAACGUUUGAAACGCACCCACCAGGAGUUCCAGGAAACCCCGGAUGUGUGGGACCUCCAGGACUUCCAGGAGAUAGUGGAGUGAAAGGUGAAGAAGCAAGUCCUUGUAAUCAAUGCAGUUAUAUACCAGGAGGACCUGGACUUCCUGGUGCUCCUGGGCAAGAUGGUCAAGAAGGAGUUACUGGUAGACAAGGAAUAAGUGGUCCCAAAGGAUCUCGAGGUUCUCCAGGGGCACAAGGGCCUUCAGGUCCUCAAGGACUUCCAGGUUUUCCAGGAGAUCAAGGACUGAAAGGGCCAAACGGUGAACCGGGAUAUGUGUAUCCAGAAGGGCAAAAAGGAAACAGAGGAGAUCCAGGGAUCAGAGGAAAUCCAGGGAGGAAAGGUUCAGAUGGAUUGCACAAAAAACAUGGUUCAAAAGGCUCAAAAGGUCCUAAAGGCGAAAGGGGACUGGAUGGUUCGAAAGGGGACAGAGGGUUAUCAGGAUUGCCUGGUAACCCAGGUCUUCCUGGAGAAAUGGGGCUCACUGGACCACCAGGAUAUGGACCACAAGGAAUGACAGGUCCCAAAGGCGCUAAGGGAAUGUCUGGAUUGCCUGGAUUGCCUGGAGCAAUUGGUCCAAAAGGAGAACUUGGUACAGUAAAUCCAAUACCUGGACCACCAGGACCUCGGGGGCCAGAGGGUUUACCAGGACCCCCAGGAGCAAUGGGUAAUGUUGGAUCUAGAGGACAACAUGGUGAUUUGGGAUUACCUGGGUCUGAUGGUGCUCCAGGAUUUUCAGGGACUGGAUUUCCUGGAGAUCCUGGUCCAAAAGGGGAUAAAGGUCUUCGAGGGUCUAAAGGAUCACCAGGUUUGCCAGGAAAGGCAGGAGAACCAGGCUCGCCUGGACAGCCUGGAUACCCAGGAGAAAAGGGAGACCCUGGAUUAAUUAUUCCUGGCCAACAGGGUGGAUUAGGUUCCCCAGGACAAGGCGGCUUUCCAGGGGUAAAAGGUGACAGAGGAAUUCCAGGUCUACCAGGAUUCCCAGGACAUAAUGGUGCUGAUGGGCCAAGAGGAGAACCUGGCUGUCCCGGAGCUCCCGGAGAAAAGGGACUUCCAGGGAAGCUUGGUGAUUGUCUUAUUGGUCCACCAGGUCUCCCAGGUGCACAUGGUUUAACAGGUCAACAAGGAGAAAGAGGUGUACUAGGAUCAAAAGGAGACCCCAGUAUUCCAGGCUUGGGUGUCCCAGGAUUCCCUGGACAAUUUGGGCUGCCUGGAUUGCCAGGUCGCCAAGGAGACACAGGAUCGCCUGGUCUCAAGGGUCAGCCUGGCAGACCAGGAAUACCAGGUGCACCAGGCCAAAGAGGAGAACGAGGUAUAAUGGGCAAUUUAGGAAUUCCUGGACCUCCUGGUGUCUUUGGACACCCAGGCAUUCCAGGAAACAGAGGUUCUCCUGGCCUUCCAGGACUGAAGGGAAGAAAAGGGUUUUUAGGGGCAAAGGGUGAACCAGGUGAUAAAGGAUUUCCUGGACCAUCAGAAACCAGAGGGAAUCCUGGGGAUAAAGGAGAACCAGGAUCAAAAGGAUUUCCAGGAAGAAUAGGUCUGAAAGGAGAAAGAGGAGAUAAAGGUAUACAAGGAUCAGCAGGGCUUGAUGGGACAUCAGGAGUAUCAGGUCUGCCAGGUCCCAAAGGAUUUGUAGGUCUACAAGGAAUUCCUGGAAGACAAGGAUUACCAGGACCUCCAGGAGACAGAGGUGAUAUGGGAGUGCCAGGUUCUAAAGGGGAGAGAGGAUCUCAAGGUUUACCAGGACCAUCCGGUGCACAAGGCCCUCCAGGCCUUCUUGGUUUUCCAGGUGAUAAAGGAGAACCAGCUAGUUCAGCAUCUGGGCCUCCAGGAAAACCAGGACCAAAGGGUGAUCCAGGUCCCCCAGGAGAAAUGGGAAGAAAAGGGGAAAGAGGAUCACCAGGUCAGCCAGGACUUGUAGGAGAACCUGGACUACCUGGAAACAGGGGGGAUUGUGGAAAACCAGGAGCUCCAGGGCCAUCUAAAUGUGCUGGAGAUACUGGCGCUAAAGGGUGCAAGGGGGUGGCAGGACCGAGAGGCACUGAAGGCCCUCCAGGUGCAAUAGGAGCCCCUGGAGCCAACGGAGCUGUUGGGGAAAGGGGGAAUCAAGGACGGGAUGGUAUUCCUGGCUUCCCAGGGGAAAAGGGAGAACGAGGUGCACCAGGAUGGCAGAUUAAAGGUCCGCAAGGUAUUUCUGGUCCUAAAGGAAUCAAAGGUGACGUGGGGAUUCCUGGUUGUCCAGGACCAGAAGGUAUUAAAGGUCUAAUGGGGGAUCCAGGACCAAUUGGACCUCCUGGAUUGAAUGGAAAGCCAGGAUUCCCAGGUGCACCAGGCAUAAUGAUUCCUGGCCAGAAAGGAAAUAGAGGUCUUGCCGGAGUGGAUGGACGACUGGGUAUUCCUGGUAGACCAGGAUCUUCUGGAACCCCUGUGUACAGCAUAAAAGGAAACAAAGGUGUUAGAGGUAUAGAUGGCAUACCAGGACCACCAGGAUUGGUAGGCAAUAUUGGUCCUCCAGGUUUAACAGGAGUUGAAGGCACCCCAGGCAAUUCAGGCCCUAGAGGUGAACCUGGCUUUCCAGGACUUCCAGGUGUAACCGGAGAAAAGGGUAAUCGAGGACCCCCUGGACCAAUGGGUGCAGCAGGAUCUAUUGGACCAAAGGGCCCCCCUGGUCAGCCUGGAGCACCUAGGAAAGCAACAUAUAUCCCAGGAAACCAAGGAUCUGCUGGAUCACCUGGAAGCCCAGGACUACCAGGAGAUCCAGGACCUCGAGGGCCACCAGGAUUACAUGGACGUCAAGGUGUAAAAGGCCUACCAGGCCAUUGUGGAAAUCCAGGCAUAGUUGGACCAGUUGGUCCAAAAGGAGACAAAGGAUUUCAAGGACAAAGAGGAUCUCCUGGGCUUAUUGGCUUUCCAGGAGUACAGGGCCUACCUGGUUCCCCAGGUAUUUCAAUACCUGGUCCAACAAGAAGAGGCUUCAUCUUUACCCGGCACAGCCAGUCAACAAAGAUUCCUUCAUGCCCAUCUGGGACAGCUCAGAUCUACAGUGGUUAUUCUCUUCUCUUUGUACAAGGAAAUGAGCAAGCACAUGGCCAAGACCUUGGGACAGUUGGUAGCUGCCUGCAGCAAUUUACCACCAUGCCAUUUUUAUUCUGUAACACCAAUGACGUUUGCAGUUUUGCUUCUCGCAAUGACUAUUCAUACUGGCUGUCAACUGCAGCACCAAUGCCAGAAGACAUGGCACCAAUCUCUGGCAGAGCCUUACAGCCCUAUAUUAGCAGAUGUAUUGUUUGUGAAGGACCAGCAGUUGUAAUAGCAGUUCACAGCCAAACAACUGCAAUUCCUUUAUGUCCUCAAGGCUGGAUAUCUCUCUGGAAGGGUUUUUCCUUUGUUAUGUACACAAGUGCCGGUUCAGAAGCCUCUGGCCAAGCAUUGGCAUCACCUGGAUCCUGCUUGGAAGAAUUCCGUGCCAUUCCAUUCAUAGAAUGUCAUGGUAGAGGGACAUGCAACUACUACACAAAUUCCUACAGCUUCUGGCUGGCUUCACUAGAUCCAAGAAGAAUGUUCAGGAAGCCUUUACCACAGAUUUUAAAAGCAGGGGAAUUGGAAAACGUCAUCAGCCGCUGUCAGGUCUGCAUGAAGAGAGACAGAAAUUCUUGACAGAGCAUCAAACUUUGAUUUUAUUGCAAAGAAUAGCCUAACUCUCCAGAAUGUGCAUUUAUUAAAGCCAAACUGUUUCUGGACAAUGAGCUCUAAAAUGCUAGUGCAGCAUUUUGAUUUUCUUUUUUCUAAACAAAUUGCAAAGCACUUUUUUGGAGAAGGCUGUUGUAAUGGCAGUACUACAGAUCUUCAUCUUCUGAACUGUGAGGCAAGGUGGAUGAUGUAAUCUUUUAUUGAACCAACUUCUCUGGGUGAGAAAAAAAGCGUCUGGGAUUUAGGUGGACCGUAGAGUUAAGUCCGUGACUUAAGAGCUUCCAUGGCAUUCCUGAGUGAACGCAAACCUUCAGUUAUAAGUCUGUUUUUAAAAAUGCACUGCAAAAAGAAACACAAAAUCUACACCUUUUAUAAAGUAUUUGAAACAUUAAAUAUUUGUCAUGAACAUCUGCAGAAAUAAAACCUCCUAUUCCAUCUAGUCAGGUGAAAGUAUCUUAAAAUAAAAGAUUUGUUAUGAGUGAUAGUCAAAUGGUCAAAUAGUCAAAUCUGAGCACUGAUUUACACCAGUGAAUUCGACUGUAAAUGGAUUUAAAUACCUGAUAAGCACUUUCUAUAAAUUAAAUGACUAAAACUGUAGCUCUGAAUAUUUUGGUAUUUAUGAUAUUGUACAUGCAGCACUAUUUAAAAUUUUAAUGUUGACAUUUAAAAAGUUAAUAACUUUUAAUACUUGCACACAACUAUCAGAAUUCCAGUUCAAUUAUUUAAUUUUAUAGAUAAAGCAUAAUUAAUUUGACAAGUUUAAUAAAUGCAUCAUUUUAAAUGUAGGGUCUAGAAGUCAGCUGAAGGAUCUAGAAGUCACUUGAAGUAAGAAAGAUUUCUCAUUGAGGCCUAUUUUUUGCAAGUAAAAUAUUUUAUAUUUAUUUAUUAAAAUAUUUCCAGUAUGUUUGUAUUAAUACUCGAAUUUUCUCUGUUAAUAUAACUAGAAACAGUUUUCCCCAUAUGUAACAUGCCAGGGUCAUCUGCUUAAGCUAAUUUAAACACAGCAUUUACAUUAAUUGAAUUAAUAUUAAAGAUUUUUAUUUCCUUAAAUAGAUUGCAGUAUCUCUGUUUGCAAAACACAAUUCAAAAUAUUACACUUUAUAAAAUACUCUCAGCAGAUGCAUGUUGCUGAUAAGAGGGCAUUGUGAGGUGUAAAAGUCUUUCCUUCAAAUCUGCUUAUAUCUUCAAGUGUGACAAUCACAUGUCAUGUUUUUUUCCCUGAGUCCUAAAUUCUGCUGUAAAUACAGGAAAAUACCCACCAUUUCUUUUGAAAACUGUUCACUAUUAGGGUGAGGAUAAACUCAGCAUCAACAGAUGCACAUGAAGGCAUUAUAUCAGUUUCUGAGUCCACUGGAGAUGCACAGUAGGGUAUGAAAUAUAGUGUAACGUGUAUAUUACCUGGAUUAUUACAAAGUUUUAAACUCAGCAGUAAAAGAUGGCGAAUGUAGUCUAGCAGUUAGAGCAUGAGAUGAAGUCAGGUGAUCAGGGUUUUGUUUCCAGGUCUGGACUCUGCCACUCACUUACUGUGUGGCCCUGGACAAGUCACGUUGGCUAAAAUAUUUUGGGCAGCUUCAGACUCUUCAUAAGUGAUGAGCACUCGCAGCUCCCAUUAACUGCAACUGGAGAUGAAAGUGUUCAGCACCUCUGAAAAUCAAACCCAGCAGGUUUUAAAUUGGGCACCCACAAUCAAAGGCCAUUUUUUUAAAAUGUUGGCCUUAAAAAUAUCUUUAUGCCUCACUUUCCUAUCACUCAGCAUUGUGAAUAUUAGCUAGCUAAUGUCUGUAAAGUGCUUUGAGAGCCUUGGGGAAAAGGUGCUAAAGAAGUGCAAAGUGUUAAUAUAUUGUAUUAAAAGAAUGCAAGUGGCACUAUGGGCAAUCAGAAAUAAUGAGCAAAUAAUCAAAAAGACGGGAAAAGAAAUCCUUUCACUAAACGCAACCAAAUAAGUAACUCUGACUGUAUAGGGAAAAGUUAAUUAAACUUAUUUCUUUCCCUCCUUGCCAAGUGUAUAUAUAAAAAUAUCCAAAUAUUUAAUAGCUUGUCUUCUGAUUAAAAACCAUAAAUGGAGCUAUAUCAUUCUGCCAGGUUUUGAGCAGAACUCCCUUUUUAACAUCACAACUUUCAGCUUGGACAACAAAAUAAAAAGGGUAAAUCACAGAAGGGUGACACCUAUGAUAUCUGAUAUUUCAAAUAAAUAUAGUGCUGGUUGCUUUUAGAACAGGGUGAAAUCCUGGCUCCAUUGAGGUGAAUGGAAGUUUUGUUAUUUCAUGCCAGACAUCUGGAAGGGAGAAUAAAGCAAUGCUCACAGUAAAAAGACAGAGAAGUCCUACAAAGCAGAGUCCUCUGAAACCAUUUCCACUACUGUACAUGCACAGUCUGCCUGCUAUAUAUCUCACCAACAGAGAAACAUAAACAAGCCUUGCCUGCCAUCCACCUGUAUAAUCUAUUACAGUAAGAAUACUUCAAGCCCUGUCUGUCUCCGUGCCCUCAGGAAAUGCAACCAACCUAAUGUUUCUUAACGUGAGGCUGUUUUUUAUAGUUGGUUUGAUGUCUUGGUGCUUUACACUGUUGAUAGUUUCAUGUCAUUUAGUUUAUACCAAUUUAUGGAGGGGAGGAUAGCUAAGUGGUUUGAGCAUUGGCCCACUAAACCCAGGGUUGUGAGUUCAAUCCUUAGGGGGGCCACUUAGGGAUCUGGGGCAGAAAUUAGUCUUGCUGAAGACAGGGGACUGAACUUAACUCAAUGACCUUCCAAGGUCCCUUUCAGCUCUAUGAGAUAUAUAAGCCAAACCCUCACUGUAUCUAUUGGAUUUAUGCAGUCUUUCAUUUGAACCAUUCAUUGACCAUGGAAAUCACUGUAGCUAAAAUUGCUCCCAUCUCCCAGUUUCUUUUUAAAUAUUUCCCUGAAGGAUUUAUAAAAUUAGAUCAGUGACUCCCAGAGGUCAGUUACUUUCCCAGUCAGUGAAGAUUUGAGAAUAGCAGGUUACAGUUAUUCUGCACAUUGGAGCGAUUGUGUCUUUUGACUAGGGUUACCAUAUGUCCGGUUUUUCCCAGACAUGUCCGGCUUUUCGGCAAUCAAACCCCCGUCCGGGGGGAAUUGCCAAAAAGCCGAACAUGUCUGGGAAAAUGCCGG
Molecule: messenger RNA, 8217 nt
Organism: Chrysemys picta bellii (western painted turtle)
Lineage: Eukaryota; Metazoa; Chordata; Testudines; Emydidae
Gene: COL4A3
Product: collagen type IV alpha 3 chain
Biological process (GO): extracellular matrix organization
Cellular component (GO): basement membrane; collagen trimer
Molecular function (GO): extracellular matrix structural constituent conferring tensile strength
Source: RefSeq, a predicted model, not a curated record